This is a messenger RNA of Racocetra fulgida, 288 nucleotides long. NCBI's taxonomy places the organism in Eukaryota, Fungi, Glomeromycota, Glomeromycetes, Diversisporales, Gigasporaceae. The record is from the annotation of a GenBank genome assembly.
ACUUUGAUACAAAUAAUUUGCUUGAUAAUUUCGAUAGCAUACAAGUUUUAAAUGAAACAAACCAAAGUGAAACCUCUUCACAACUUGAAACCAAUAAAUUAUUCGAUAAUUUUAAUAUUGAUAAUAACUUUUCAAAUGAAGAACUUGAAUCUACUGAACCUUCUACUAAGUUGUUAGUUGGACAAUCAUUUGAAACAUGGGAUGAUACAGAAAAUUUUUUAAAACGAUAUGGUUUGCAAAAAGGAUUUGAUCCUCAGCAACAACGUAAUCAUUUGGCAAAAGCUUCUG